AUGGUACAGACUCUUACUUACCUAAGACGCAAAUACCCAAUAGUUCAACCGCAGUACUUAUCGAUUAACGGUGGAACACAAGAACUGACUGUCGAACAGCAAAUCUAUGUGGAGGGGGAGAAGGAUGAUGAAAAGCCAAUUAUAGAAGUUUUGCUAACUGAAAACGUUUCUGGCUUGGGAGGCAAAGGUUCUCUUGUGAAAAUCCAUCGAAAUAGAUUCUGGAAUAAUUUGUACCUUCGUGGACUUGCCGUACUUCCUACUGUGGAUUGUGUUAAUGAAUUGCAGUCAGAAAAUGUCAAUGUCCUGUGUGGUCAUUCCUACGAAGUACAACAGCGCCUCCUUAAUAUGACUUUGUAUAUCCCAAUGAAUCCUUUCCUGUCAUGGACGUUAACACCCAAGCAUGUGAAAGUGGCUUUCCGUCGAAUUGGAGUGGUGGUCGAAGAAGAGGAUAUCACAGUGCCUGAGAAGCCAGUGACCACGUCCACGUCGGAGGAAUUCAUUGUCAAUGUUAAUAUUGCGAAUGUCGCUUCCGUUCCCGUGAAAUCGAGAAUUUUCCUUUACCAACGAUUGGAUGCGAAAACCACGACGAAGCCACCUGCAAACACAUUCCGCAAAAUACACCUCGACGAUUGGACGUCCGACUUUUCAGAAAACGAGCUUCAGUUGUUGCCUGGCCACACAAUUUCCUUAAACAUUGUUGGAUCACAUCAUGGCUAUCAUCGAUGCCUUGGUACUUUGGAUUUGAUUGGCUACAUGGCACUUUGCUGUCAGUUUGAGCGGAAGUACUUUGUGGUUUUACAAAACUUUUCUCGUGCUUCAUCAAAUGAAGCGAAAGCGCGUUUGAAGACCCUUUUUUCUAUUCAACGAGUGAAUGGAUGGACCAAACAGUGCAAGAAAGUUACCCUAACCCAGACAAAUCAAAAUGCCCUCGGUCAUUUCGACAAGUACUACACCCACUUACUCGGUGCGGCCUCCUGGAGUGGUAUUCGGGCAGCUCUCCUCGCUCCGGCUGCCAAAGUUGCCGUUUUAAAUUCCAUCAAUCCAUCUAUGCCUGAGCUCAUUAAAGAACUUCUCUCAAAGCAGUACUUUGACCUUUUCGACGAGUUGAGUAAAGGCGAUGUUCUGCCCGAAUCGGUUUUGCCACAGAACCCUGACAAUGUCGAACCCCCUCCUGAUCAACAUUUCCUCGUAAGACAUGACACUCCGCCAGGUCAAUUUUCUGAAUUCGUGCCCCCCACUGAAUUCAUCAGCGAAAAAACGGUCUACACCCGGGAGUCGGACCGUGGCUUCGUUGUUCGUGCCAGAUCUGAUUUUUUUGAACCUGUGGAUCUUCCUGUUGUGAACGAGGAGUCCUGUCUUAUCGAAUCGUUUCGAAAUUUGAGCUGCAACGGAGAUAACUGUUCUUCAAUUACUUCUAAAAUCACACGUAGACUCGGUUUUGAUUUUUAUCCCUUGGAUUUGGGAUCGGUCCUCGCGGUUCUCGCUCUGGAUAUUCAGCCGGGCACGCGGAUGCUGGACUUGUGUUCUGCGCCUGGUGGCAAGGCGGUAGCGGCCCUACAAACACUUAACCUUGAAUACUUGGUUUGCACUGACGUUUCGUCGUCGCGUGUGGAGCGUCUGAAGAAUGUUCUCAACACUUUCGGCCCAGGUGUGGGCACUGGUCGUCCGAGCUUUCCUGACGUCGAAGUCAUGAUGACUCAUUCCAUUCGUCGACGCCUGCCAACCAGUGGCCCCGAAAAGGGUACUUUGUUCAAUCGGGUGUUGGUUGAUGUUCCUUGCUCAACUGACCGAACUGCUCUCACAUCCGAUAAGGGCAGCUACUUUUCGAAAGGCAAAGGCAAUUCAAGAAUAAAUUUGCCUGUGACGCAAAAGAGGCUAUUACAACAGGCAAUGGCCGCCUGCCAGGUUGGUGGUUACGUUGUCUAUUCAACCUGUACUCUCUCAACGGCACAGAACCAGGCUGUUGUCGAGUCGUGUCUGACCAGCCCAGAGAAAAAUGCUGAGUUUGCCAUUGUGGAUCCCACACACCUACUCAAUCUCUGCAACUCAAAACUAGCCCCUAUCUCAGGCAUCAAGGUAGCACCGGCUUAUUCAACCGCAGCCUCACCGAUCGGCGUUCUGGUUCUUCCCUGUCUGGCCGCCAAUUAUGGACCCACUUUUAUUUGUAAAUUAAAACGAGUAGCAUAA
This is a messenger RNA of Mesocestoides corti, 2187 nucleotides long. The record is from the annotation of a GenBank genome assembly. Lineage: Eukaryota; Metazoa; Platyhelminthes; Cestoda; Cyclophyllidea; Mesocestoididae.